This is a messenger RNA of Volvox carteri f. nagariensis, 1487 nucleotides long. RefSeq lists its product as uncharacterized. Gene Ontology annotation, molecular function: cardiolipin synthase activity. Gene Ontology annotation, cellular component: membrane; mitochondrion. Gene Ontology annotation, biological process: cardiolipin biosynthetic process. The record is from RefSeq and is a predicted model, not a curated record. The transcript has 3 exons. NCBI's taxonomy places the organism in Eukaryota, Viridiplantae, Chlorophyta, Chlorophyceae, Chlamydomonadales, Volvocaceae. Bases 228 to 1487 code for a protein of 419 amino acids.
CAAAUCUAAGCGGUGUCUCUUCUGGCAAAGGCUUCUAUUUGCCCAUGCCCGUGACAGAGCUUUAUAUUGCCCUUGGCAUGGUGUUUCUUUUUCUGCCAGUAGUAGUCAUUUUCACUCGGGCACUGGGCUGGCGCGAACCACCUGUUCGCGUUGAGAAGCGGGAUUAAGUCACGCGCGCUUUUUACAAAAUUGCGUUGCCAAGCCGCACAUGUGUUGGGGCAAGGAGUAUGAAACGCCAAGUAGCAUGCUUUUGGCAUCUAGCAGAGUUUUUAGCCACACCGGGGGCAGCUACUAUUUGGGAUGCCACAUCCACGGUGGCGGGUAGCACCACAGGCAAAGCAGCCAGAUUGAAUUUUUGUAGGCUCGCAUUCAGGCCCAUUACGUCACAUUUGCUGCAUGACGCUGGUGGUUGGAAUCGACGCCCGGUUGCGUCCACCCUGCAGCCGACCCUUAAAGGUGCUACGGGACUUGCAUUCUGCGGAAAUAGCAUCAGUGUGUUUUUGCCACGCUGGCAGGCAUACCAAUCAGAACUCGCAGGCAACGAUGGGACCGGCAGCCACAACGGCAACCCGGCCAGCCCUGGCGCACUUGCCUCGCUUCGCUACGUUCCCAAGAACUCUACAACGUCGCUCUGCCCGACGGCCUGCGCAUCGGUAUCAUUUCUGCAGUUCCGCGGGGUGCAUCAUCAGCGGCAACACCGGGAUCAGCAGGACAAGCUAAGGUCGAAAGUCGAGCACCAGUCGCUCCAGUUCCUGUCCAAUAACGCGGUUGACCGAAACAGCGGCAAGUCCUCGCCUGCAGCCGACGCGGUGUACAACCUCCCUAACGCUGUGUCCGCAGCGCGCCUACUGUCGGGACCCGUCAUCGGUUACUGGCUACUGCAGGGGCACACUGAAGCGGCCGCCGUCGCCCUUGCGAUUUCGGGGGCCAGUGACUGGUUAGAUGGCUAUCUGGCUCGUCGCAUGGGCGCCUCCUCCGUCUUCGGGUCGUACCUGGACCCUCUGGCGGAUAAGGUGCUCAUCGGGUGUGUGGCGGGCGCUCUGCUGGCGAAUGGUGCCAUGCCGGCCUGGUUAGCCGUCGUGGUGGUGGGCCGUGACGUGCUGCUCGUGUCAGGCGCGUUCACGUUCCGCCUACGUGGGUUUGGCUGGCGGUGGCCCGGCAGGGAGGCAUUCUUCCGGACCAAGGAUGCCAUAUCCACAGCGGCCGAGGCUGGUGUACCAGCAUCGGCAUCGGCAAGUACCGAUGCAGGUGGUGGCGACUGUAGCACGCGUGGUCGUGAGAGUGUUGGCUUCAUGCGGCCUCUGCUGAUCAGCAAGGCUAACACGGUGCUGCAGCUGAUGCUCCUAGGGGCGUACUUGACAAGGGGGACGUACGGCUGGCCGGAGGGCGACCCGGUGCUGGCAUUGGAGCUGGCUACCGCUGCAACUACGAUUCUAUCGUUGACGGCCUACGGCAGCAUGGCGCUCCAGGGAAAGCUGUUCAAGUAG